AUGACUUUUAUGGGGGUUAAAAGGGAGAACGAUCAAACAUGUGGAGAUGUUUUUUCUGCUUUUGAUCCCAUCGCCGCUCUAGGACUUUUACAUCACCAUCGGAUCAAAACCACUAGGACUUUGGUAAUGGUUUUGGUUCUCGAUGGUGCUGCGGUGUUCAUCGGCUGGAAAGUGAGGCUUUCCAAUAUAACCCUACAAAAAAGAUACGCUUUCUUCAUCAUCCUUUCUAUUCUUAGGCUUUCUUCUUCAUCUAGGGUUUUUGUGAGUUUUGUUUUCUAUGUAGGUUAUUCUACAUUGCAAGUGUCUGUGUGA
Molecule: messenger RNA, 312 nt
Organism: Lactuca saligna
Lineage: Eukaryota; Viridiplantae; Streptophyta; Magnoliopsida; Asterales; Asteraceae
Source: the annotation of a GenBank genome assembly